AUGGCCAUGUCGACGACGGCACAGCACCAGGACCGAGGGUCACUGUAUGACGGCGACGAGGACCUCGACAUGAACGUCUCCGUCCCGCUGUUCAACGACCGCCAUCCUUACUUCCCCCCGCCUCCCGCGGCAGCGAAAAAGACGAAGCGUAGAGUCAGGCAUCCGGUGGAGGAGAUGCCGCCUCUACCACCACUGCCGGCCGCCUACAUUGCUCAAAGGUCGCCAAUUCCUCCAGUUCCUCCAAUGCCUCCAUCUCCCCCGUCUCCCCCGUCGUCGCAUCUGAACGUGCCUCUCGCGAGUCCCAUGUCGGCGACGAGCAAACCGAAGCGCAAGACGCUCCUCCAGCACCUGGAGGGCUGGUGGGACUUGGGCUUGAUGGAGAAGAGACAGACGUUGUUUGGAGGGAAAUCCGGAUAG
This is a messenger RNA of Trichoderma aggressivum f. europaeum, 417 nucleotides long. RefSeq lists its product as uncharacterized. Lineage: Eukaryota; Fungi; Ascomycota; Sordariomycetes; Hypocreales; Hypocreaceae. Bases 1 to 417 code for a protein of 138 amino acids. The record is from RefSeq and is a predicted model, not a curated record. The transcript has a single exon.